AUGGUUUGUGAGGUCGGGGCAGCGGUCAUGGACAUGAGCGGCGAGGGCGGCGGAGCGGGCGCGGCGCAGCAGCGCUGGUACGACAGCCGCGUCAACGGCAGCCCGGCCGGCGGCGACGUCGGCUCCGAAGCCAACGGGGACGGCUUCUUCCACUCGCCGCUGGAGGGCGGCCACCACAGUCGCGCCCGCUACUACCACCAGCAAAUGCACGCCCCUUACUCGCCAGCGGUUGGCUCCCACGGUCGAACGCUAGGCGGCGGCAGCGGGCAGGUUUGCAGGCCGCACUUCCACACGCCGCUGCACCCCUGGCUCGACUCCAAAGCGUUGGGUGGCGGAGCCUGGGGCGGGGGGUUCCAGCAAGACUCGUCCGCCGACAAGCCCCUCUCUCCCGCGCAGCAUCCUCAUCCCCAUCCCCUGUUUUCCUUCCCCCCCACGCCACCAAAAGACUCCACGCCUGACUCCGUCGCCGCGGCGGCGCUCGGCCAGCAGGACUACCAAGCUGCCGUUGCGCACGCCACGGCAAUGAGCGUCGCCUUCAUGCAACAGCAGCAAGAGCUGCCGCUGUGCGGGGACGUCAAGCCCAUGAUGGGCGUCCCCCCUUCCAAACAACGCGAAGGUGCGCAGCCGGACACGUGUCCCCAAGAGAGCCAGCCCUCCGGGGAGUACAACGCGCAGUACAACUCCGGCGACUACUAUAACUACCAGGGGAAGGGGUAUAGCGGGCAACAGCAGAGUAAACCGCGGCCGAACAAGACGCGAACUAGCGCCGAGGGACGAGAAUGCGUUAACUGCGGGGCGACGAGUACGCCAUUAUGGCGACGCGACGGCACCGGUCACUACCUCUGCAACGCCUGUGGACUCUACUACAAGAUGAACGGACAAAACAGACCACUUAUCAAGCCCAAGCGGAGACUGUCACUACAAAGUGCGGCGCGGCGGGCGGGAACUUCGUGCGCGAACUGCAAGACCACGACGACGACGCUUUGGAGACGGAACCAGAACGGUGAGCCAGUGUGCAACGCGUGCGGGCUCUACUACAAACUACAUAAUGUAAACCGGCCAUUGACGAUGAAGAAAGAAGGCAUCCAGACGCGGAACCGCAAGCUGAGCAGUAAAAGUAAGAAGAAGAAGGGGGGCAUGGGCAUGGGCAUGGGUGGUGGCGGUGCGUGUGCGCUUGCUUUAGGCGGGGUCAUGGGGGACAUGAUCAAGCCCCUCGGCGAUGCUACCAAAGGCUUUGGGGGCUCGGCAUUUCCUUCAGCUAUGGAUUUCGGUCAGCAUCAAGUAGGCCUCGUGCAUCCUGCGGCAGCGCACAUGUCCCAUUGGUACGGCGCGCCGCACCAAGGAUUUGCUCCUCCGCCAACGUCACAUAAUCCGUACCAUCACCAUCACCUUGCGCAACUAAAUUCUAUGACCGGCUGGAGGAGUGAGUAUACGUGAUAAGUCAACCAAACAGGAGCAUAACAUGGUUUGCCGGUGAUUAUGUAGGCAUAAAGUCCCUCGGAUGGAGCGACCCAAAACAAAGGCAUCACAAAAAUAAAAACUGUGAUUCCACUUAUUAUAAUAAACUUAACUGAAGCGUUUCUUUUAUAGCAAAACGUUUCA
This is a messenger RNA of Pararge aegeria (speckled wood butterfly), 1602 nucleotides long. It is a transcript of the gene grn, whose product is annotated as GATA-binding factor C-like. The record is from RefSeq and is a predicted model, not a curated record. Bases 1 to 1437 code for a protein of 478 amino acids. Gene Ontology annotation, molecular function: zinc ion binding; DNA-binding transcription factor activity, RNA polymerase II-specific; RNA polymerase II cis-regulatory region sequence-specific DNA binding. The transcript is spliced from 7 exons. Gene Ontology annotation, biological process: negative regulation of transcription by RNA polymerase II; positive regulation of transcription by RNA polymerase II; cell fate commitment. Lineage: Eukaryota; Metazoa; Arthropoda; Insecta; Lepidoptera; Nymphalidae.